CUACCAACUUCAAAAAUGCUCCGUGUACGGUUGUCAUCAUCGCGUUGUGUGCUGCUUGUGCUCUGUCUGCUUCCGCUCCCCGUUGCCUGGCUUCUGCGUUCUGCCAUCACGGCGUCAUCCACUUUGACGUCCGCCGCUGCCACCGCCGCUGCUGCCACCUCCAGCAACGCCACCCGCCAGUUCCACGCCAUUGUGAUGGGCCCGCCUGGUGGAGGCAAAGGAACCAUCUCGUCAUGGCUCGUUCGCGACUUCCAGUUCAAGCACUUGUCCAGCGGCGAUCUUUUGCGCAAACAGAUUGCCCAAGGCACCGAGCUCGGUCGCGUUGCAAAUGAAUACAUCAAGAAAGGAGCCCUUGUGCCGGACAGUCACGUCCUUGGCAUGGUCUUGGCGGAGCUGGCCUCCCUCGACCCCGAAGAACGAUGGCUGCUUGAUGGUUUCCCGCGAUCACUCGAGCAGGCCAAAGAACUUGACGCUGCUUACAAGAUCCAUGCUGUCAUCAACCUGGACGUUCCACACGAAGAGAUUACGGAACGCAUCAAGCAUCGGCACGUGCACAUUCCAAGCGGUCGCGUUUAUCACACCAUCUACAACCCACCCAAACAAGCGGGCCUCGACGAUGUGACUAACGAGCCGCUCACUCAGCGUGAGGACGACAAGGAAGAAGCAGUUCGUGCACGGCUGGUCAAGUACUCUGCCAUCACCCAGCCACUGGUGCACUACUACCAGCAGCGUGGUACGUUGCACAAUUUCCCCGGCACCGAGUCCAAGGUCAUCUACCCAGAGGUUGCCAAGUACUUGAAGGCGGUCAUUCCUCCAGCAUGAAUCAAGCGUCAAUUGGCGUUGUUCUAGCCGGACUUGGACUGCACACAUACCAGCCGGCCGAUUGUGUCCGGAUCAUAAUUUCACUGAUUUUUGGGACCCACCUAUAUUACAAUGGGGGUUUUCGAUUGUGUGAUCAGUCUAACCGUGCAAAUUGGGCUGCUGGAACGGUGACUGUUUAUUAAAGCUCCAAUUCCCACU
Capsaspora owczarzaki ATCC 30864 is the source of this 1020-nucleotide messenger RNA. Its product is annotated as GTP:AMP Phosphotransferase. Gene Ontology annotation, molecular function: AMP kinase activity; ATP binding. NCBI's taxonomy places the organism in Eukaryota, Filasterea, Ministeriida, Capsasporidae. The record is from RefSeq and is a predicted model, not a curated record. Gene Ontology annotation, biological process: nucleobase-containing compound metabolic process. The transcript has 8 exons. The coding region runs from base 16 to 822 and encodes 268 amino acids. Gene Ontology annotation, cellular component: mitochondrion; cytoplasm.